Messenger RNA from Emys orbicularis (European pond turtle), 5493 nucleotides. RefSeq names its product SH3 and multiple ankyrin repeat domains 3 (gene SHANK3). Bases 1 to 5493 code for a protein of 1830 amino acids. The record is from RefSeq and is a predicted model, not a curated record. The transcript has 22 exons. Gene Ontology annotation, molecular function: ionotropic glutamate receptor binding; synaptic receptor adaptor activity. NCBI's taxonomy places the organism in Eukaryota, Metazoa, Chordata, Testudines, Emydidae. Gene Ontology annotation, cellular component: postsynaptic membrane; dendritic spine; postsynaptic density.
AUGCCGCUGCCGCCGCCCGCCGCCGCCAAACAUGAGACUCCGGAGCCGCCGCCGCCAGAGCCGCCGCCGCGCCCGCCCCGCGCGCUGGACGGGGAUCCGGGGGACCCCGCGGGCCGCCCCCGGGACGAGACCCCCUAUGCCAUCAUCGAGCCCCCGGCCCCCCGCGCCGAGCCCGCGGCCCGCAUGGAGGAAGCCGCCGCCAGCGCCAUCGUGGUGCGCAUCGGGAUCCCCGACCUGCAGCAGACGAAAUGUAUGCGGCUAAAUCCUGAUGUUCCUGUCUGGGUCUCCAAACAGCGCAUUCUCUGUACCUUGAACCACAGCCUGAAGGAUGUUCUGAACUAUGGGCUCUUCCAGCCAGCCUUCAAUGGCAGGGCUGGAAAGUUCCUGGACGAGGAGCGACUGCUGAGGGAAUACCCUCUGAAUCCAGACACUCCUGUCCCCUACCUGGAGUUUCGGUACAAGAGGCGUGUGUACACCCAGAGUCUGCUGGAUGACAAGCAGUUUGCCAAGCUCCACACAAAGGCAAAUCUGAAGAAGUUCAUGGAGUACGUGCAAAUGCUAAAUGUGGAGAAGGUCUGCAGACUGCUGGAGAAGGGACUGGACCCCAACUUCCAUGAUCCGGACACUGGAGAAUGCCCUCUGACAAUGGCAGCCCAGCUGGAGCACAGUGCCGAGAUGAUCAAAGCGCUGAAGAAUGGAGGAGCCCAUCUGGAUUUCAGGACUCGGGAGGGAAUGACAGCUCUUCAUAAGGCUAUCCGGUGCCGGAACCACAUUGCCCUGAUGACACUCUUAGACCUGGGUGCCUCCCCGGAUUACAAGGACAGCCGAGGAUUAACUCCUUUGUACCACAGUGCCAUGGUUGGAGGGGACCCAUACUGCUGCGAGCUUCUGCUUCAUGACUAUGCCAAGGUGGGCUGUGUAGAUGAGAAUGGCUGGCAAGAAAUCCACCAGGCGUGUCGCUAUGGCCAUGUGCAGCACCUGGAGCAUCUUCUCUUCUAUGGAGCCGACAUGACUUCACAGAAUGCCUCAGGAAACACGGCGCUCCAUAUCUGCGCUCUAUAUAAUCAGGAGAGUUGUGCGCGGGUCCUCCUGUUCCGUGGUGCAAGCAAAGAGAUUCGGAACUACAACAGCCAGACAGCGUUCCAGGUGGCCAUCAUUGCAGGGAAUUUUGAACUGGCUGAAAUCAUCAAAACCCACAAAGAGUCUGACGUUGUGCCUUUUAGAGAAACUCCCAGCUAUACAAAGAGGAGACGGAUCACUGGCGCAGGCGGCCUCUCCUCCCCCCGCAUGCUGCAGCGUUCUGCCAGCGACAACAAUUUGAAAGCCGAGAGCCACCCGUCCUACUCACCAGUGCCCUCGCUCCGCAGCCUGCCCCCACAGCUGCUGGCACAGAUGCAGGAAGCUGCUGUUGGGGCAGGGGUGGGGGACAGUAGCCUGGCGAGCACGGGCAGCUCCCGGAGCACUCACAGCCGCUCCCCAUCUCUGCAGCGCGUGCAGGAAGAGAAGGAGGCCGACAUGCACACACUCAGGAGAAGCAGCCGAGGCAAGGCCAGCCCCAGCGGCGGCCAGGGCGCCCCCUCGGGGCCGGGGCCGGGGCCCGAGCCCGCCCGCCACGCCGCGCCCGCCGCCCUCCGCGGGCCCAAGCGCAAGCUGUACAGCGCCGUGCCCGGCCGCAGGUUCAUCGUGGUCAAGAGCUACACGCCGCAGGGCGAGGGUGAGAUCCAGCUGAACCGGGGCGAAGCCAUCAAGGUGCUCAGUAUUGGUGAGGGUGGCUUCUGGGAAGGAACCGUGAAAGGACGGACCGGUUGGUUCCCGGCAGAAUGCGUUGAGGAAGUGCAGAUGCGACAGUAUGACCCACGGCAAGAAACGAGAGAAGACAGGACAAAGCGUCUCUUCCGACAUUACACUGUGGGUUCAUAUGACAACUUCACCUCCCACAGUGACUACAUCAUCGAGGAGAAGACGGCCGUGCUGCAGAAGAGGGAGCAUGAGGGAUUCGGGUUUGUGUUGCGAGGGGCCAAAGCGGAGACUCCAAUUGAGGAGUUCACCCCGACUCCAGCCUUCCCAGCGCUCCAGUACCUGGAGUCAGUGGAUGUGGAAGGUGUGGCCUGGAAAGCAGGACUUCGCACGGGAGACUUUCUGAUUGAGGUGAAUGGUGUGAACGUGGUAAAGGUAGGGCACAAGCAAGUGGUGUCGCUGAUCCGGCAGGGGGGAAACCACCUGGUGAUGAAGGUCGUCUCUGUCAGCCGCAAGCCAGAAUCAGAAGAAGUCGUCCGGAAGAAGGCCCCACCGCCUCCCAAGAGAGCCCCCAGCACCACUCUGACGCUGCGCUCCAAGUCCAUGACGGCCGAGCUGGAGGAACUAGCCUCGAUGCGGAGGAGAAAAGGGGAGAAACUGGAUGAGAUCUUGGCAGCAGCUGAGCCCUCGCUGAGAGCAGACAUUGUCGAAGCAGAUUCCAGGGCAGCCACUGUGAAGCAACGACCCACGAGCCGGCGCAUCACGCCAGCGGAGAUCAGUUCACUCUUCGAACGCCAGGGAAUGGCAGCUCACUCGGGAGCUCUCCCGGGGGCUGAGAAACCCCACGUGUCCCUACGCAAAGGAAUUCCCCGGACAAAAUCUGUAGGUGAAGAUGAGAAACUUGCUGCUUCUUUGAUGGAUGGGAAAUUUCCUCGGAGCACGUCAAUGCAAGACACCGUCAGGGAAGGGCACGGAAUCCCACCCCCACCUCAGACGGCUCCGCCCCCUCCUCCGUCUCCAUAUUACUUUGACACAGGCCCUCCCCCAUCCUUCUCCCCACCUCCACCUCCGGGAAGGGUUUAUGAUACCAUAAGAUCGAGCUUUAAGCCAAGCCUGGAGGCCAAACUCCAUGGCCUCCCCCAGGUUAUCAGUGCAGCUGAGAUGUAUGACCAGGCAAGGACUUCUAUCCCGUAUCCUGAAAGGCAAAAGAGAGCCCGAUCCAUGAUAAUCCUGCAGGACUCCUCUCAUCUUCCGGUAGAGCCAACAGAGAUCCCCCGGCCUGGCCCUUCCGCCACGCCCCCGGAGAAGCUGAAAAGGAAAGGGCGAGUGAUUGAUAACCCUUACGCCAACAUGGGCCAGUUCAACGUGAGCCUGUUUGCUCCCACCAAGCCCCAGAGGAAGAAGAGCCCUUUAGUGAAGCAGCUGCAAGUAGAGGACGCUCAGGAAAGAGCAGCUUUAUCCAUCACAGGAGGCUUUAUGCGGGAGCCCUCUCCCACACGCCGGAGCCAUCGCAUGAGUGGCAUAGAGUAUCAGCACCACGCUGGCAUCGCUCAGGUCGACCCCUCGAGCAUCCCCUUUGCCACUGCCAUCGCUGGAGUCAUGAAGGACAGAGAGCGUCGUCUUGAUGAGAGGCGGAAAUCCACUGUCUUCCUCUCGGUUGGGGCCAUUGAAGGGAGCCCCCCCAGCAUUGACAUGCCAUCCCUGCAGCAGUCCAGGUCUAUUGAUGAGCGGUUGUUAGGAAGCCGAGAUGUGCUGCUGCCUUCACCUGUCUCAGCUUUAAAGCCAUUAAUUAGCAGCUCUUCCUCAACAUUCAUCCACCCCCUAACAGGAAAGCCCCUAGAUCCAAACUCACCACUGGCGCUUGCGCUGGCCGCAAGGGAGCGGGCCCUGUCCACUCAAGUCCCAUCCAGGUCGCCCACCCCAAUCCACAGCCCAGAUUCAGACCGAGCAGCACCCCUGUUUGUGGACGUCCAAACCAAAGAACCAGAAAGGGGGGAGCUAGAGGGCCUAGUGUCACCUGCAUAUUCGCCUGGAGCCAAAGGGGCAGUAGGAGCAGCUCCUGGGACUUUGGCCCCUACGAAAAGCCACUGGGGGACUCCAACAACACUGAGAAAAGAGACUGAGACAAGAGCAGAAACACCUGUGAAAGAAGAGAAAAAACACGAAGACAAGAAAUCUAUGAUCAUUAGUAUUAUGGACACAUCACAGCAGAAGACAGCCGGCCUCAUCAUGGUCCAUGCAACAAGUAAUGGCCAAGAGGAGAUAGGACUUGAGAUGAAAGAGGAGAAACCAGAUGUUCCUGAAGCAAGCGUGGAGCCGGCAGAGCUGCCCAAAGCGGAGACUGAGCCCAGCCCUGUGGGAAAGUCUCCGGUUAGCCCAGCAUCUGACAAGACACUUGGUCAAGGAAGUUCAGAGGAGGAAGUGGAGCCCUACACAGUUACCCUCCCACCAGCUCAGCUGUCUUCAAGUGAUGAAGAGACCAGGGAGGAACUGGCCAAGAUUGGGCUGGUGCCUCCACCAGAUGAGUUUGCAAAUGGGGUACUAGUCACCACCCCUGGCACACCAAUCAGCCAACUGGCUAAGCCUAGCACGCCAUCCAUACCAGCGGCAGCAGUAGCACCUUCUACCACUGGUGGAACACCCUCAGGGAAGCCCUCUGAUGCCCCCGUAGCCCCAGAGUCUGCUGCAGACUCAGGAGUAGAAGAGGUGGACACCAGAAGUUCAAGUGACCAUCACCUGGAGACCACAAGCACCAUCUCUACAGUCUCCAGUAUGUCUACAUUGUCCUCUGAAAGCGGGGAGCCUACUGACACAUACACUUCCUUUGCGGAUGGACAAACUUUUAUACUCGAGAAGCCACCAGUGCCUCCAAAGCCAAAACUCAAGUCCCAGCUCAGCAAGGGGCCAGUUACUUUCAGGGACCCACUUUUGAAGCAGUCUUCGGACAGUGAGCUCAUCUCCCAGCAACACGCGGCUACUCUGGCUUCAGCCAGUGUUGGUCGGCCACGCUACCUCUUUCAGAGAAGAUCCAAGCUAUGGGGGGACCCCAUGGAGAGCAGGCCAGUCCACGGGGCUGAGGAUGACAAACCAACUGUGAUCAGUGAGCUAAGUUCCCGGUUACAACAGCUGAAUAAGGAUACACGAUCACUGGGGGAGGAACCUACCGGGCCCCCUUUAGAUCCUGGGAAGAAGUCACCUGUGAUCGCAGCACGACUUUUCAGUAGUUUAGGAGAACUCAGCACCAUUUCCCAGCGGAGCUCCGGAACCACCUACACAGUUCGACCUGGCAGCCGCUACCCUGUAACCCGACGUACUCCCAGUCCAGUGAAACCUGCCCUGGAUAGGACAGACCCUCUCAGCACCGUGCGGCCCUAUGGAUUGACACCUCCCACCAUCCUCAAAUCUUCCAGCCUCUCCAUCCCGCAUGAGCCCAAGGAGGUGCGCUUUGUGGUGCGGAGCGUGAGUGCCCGGAGCCGCUCCCCAUCCCCCUCGCCCUCUCCCGGGCCCCCCCUGCACACUCUGCACCCACCGCGGCCCUUCAUGCAGAAACCCCUCCACCUGUGGAACAAAUACGAUGUAGGGGACUGGCUGGAAAGCAUCAAUUUGGUGGAGCAUCGAGACAAGUUUGAGGACAAUGAGAUUGAGGGCACACACUUACCUGCCCUCACCAAGGAGGACUUUGUGGAGUUGGGGGUGACACGUGUGGGGCACCGCAUGAACAUUGAGCGAGCACUCAAACAGCUGGUAGACAGUUGA